Messenger RNA from Adineta ricciae, 318 nucleotides. Lineage: Eukaryota; Metazoa; Rotifera; Eurotatoria; Adinetida; Adinetidae. The record is from the annotation of a GenBank genome assembly.
AUGACAUCGAAACGUCGUGCGGAAACACAAAAUGUUGGAAUUUAUAAUUGGAUUCGGAAUAAUUGGUUUAGCAUUGCACUGCUUCUCACCAGCUGUGUCCUAUUCAGCAUCGUGAUUAUUUUGAUACCAUCGUUGAUAUCACUAUAUCUUGCUGAUCACGGUGUUGCAAUUACAAAAUCUGAUCAAAAUUAUACGGAUCUAUGGGCAAUACGAUAUUUAACAAACGUAAAUAAUCUUCAUCAGAUUUCUACUCGUGCUGUUACUUCACCAUAUGAUAAAUCAGCGUUGGGUAGAGCCAUGGUUCCCGAUUACUUUUGA